AUGUUGCUCCUUGUAGUUUUUCUGGUGAAGAAAAUAGUGACUCUGAGCUGCCCUGCAAGUGAUGCUUUCCUUGUUCCACAGGAGUGGUAUCAACCUGGGGACCUCAUCGUUGGUGGGAUGAUGUCCCACAUCUUUUACAGCCUUCAUAAAAUUAAUUUUAAGGAAUAUCCUCGUGUAACAUCUUAUGACACACCAAAUGUAAUAAUCAAAUUCUACCAGCACAUCCUUGCCUUGGCUUUUGCUGUGAAGGAGAUCAAUGAGGACUCCCAGAUCUUGCCCAAUGUCACUCUUGGAUUCCGCAUCUAUGACAGUUACUGUCAUUCAAGGAUGACCUAUCGCACCACCCUGGACCUUCUUUUCAAAUCCCAGGAUUUUGUCCCUAACUACAAAUGUGACAGCCAGAAGAAUCUCAUGGCGAUCAUUGGAGGAUUGGAUUUUGUCACAUCAUCCUAUAUAGCUGAAAUUAUCGGAUUCUUCAAGAUUCCACAACUGACAUAUGGCUCAUUAGCCCGAGAGACUAGUAAACUCUCUUCAGUUUAUUUCAUGGUUCCAAAAGAGGACUAUCAGUACAUUGGGAUUGUCCAACUGCUUCAUCAUUUCAGGUGGACGUGCAUUGGGAUAUUUUCUGUUGAUAACAACAAAGGAGAAAAUUUCUUACAGAAAAUGCAGCCCUUACUGUCAGAGAAUGGAAUCUGCUCAUCGUUCAUAGAAAGACUUCCUCGACAGCUCCACUUGGAAAGAUUCCCAGAAAUUUAUCAAACCAUCUCCAUUAUUUCCAUUAAUAUGUUGAACAACAAAUCCAAUGCAUUUCUUGUCUAUGGAGAAUCCUGGACAAUUAUAUGGCUAAGAUUUGUUACAUUUCUUGCAGAUCCUGAGAGCAAGGAAAUUGCAAUAUUAAGAAAGGUGUGGAUCAUGACUGCACAGAUUGAUUUGGUAUUAUCAGGCAUUCAAAUCACAUGGGAUCUCAAGAUGUUCCAUGGGGCUAUUUCCUUCACUGUUCAUGCAGCAGCAAUUGCAGGUUUCAAGGAAUUUCUUCAGACCAUCAAUCCUCUUUCAGACUACAGAGAUGGGUUUAGGCAGAAUGUUUGGGAACAAUCAUUUGAUUGUUCAUUUCCAAAACUAGAAUUACAAGGAAUGGACAAUACUCAGUGCACUGGAGAGAUGAAGCUGGAGGAUCUUCCUGCAUCUAUAUUUGAAAUGGAAAUGACUGGGCACAGCUACAGUGUCUACAAUGCUGUUUAUGCUGUGGCUCAUGCUUUGCAGGCUCUACACAUGUUGGGUUUCAAUAGGAAGAAAACUAUGAUGGCUGGGGAGAGAGUGUUCCUGAACGAGAAAGGAGAAGCAACAGGUGGAUUUGACAUCACCAACUUGAUCACUUUUCCAAACAGAUCCUUUCAGAGAGUUAGAGCUGGAAAGCUGGAUCUACAGGCUCCAAAAGGGGAGGAACUAUUCAUCGAUGAAGAUGUGAUGGUCUGGAAUCCAGCUUUUAACCAGGAUCUUCCACUGUCUCGGUGCAAUGACCCUUGUUUCCCUGGAUCCUGGAAGAAAGGGAUUGAGAAGGAUCAGUUCUGCUGCUAUGACUGUGUUCCAUGCCCAGAAGGAAAGAUUUCAAAUCAAAAUGAUAUGGAUGACUGUUUUGAAUGUUCAGAAGAUCAUUAUCCAAAUAAGGAAAAGAAAGGAUGUAUCCUGAAACCGAUGGUCUUCCUAACUUUCGAAGAAACUUUAGGAAUUGGUUUAAUAUCUGCAGCUCUUUGUUUAUUCUUCUUAACAUCUUGGGUACUUGGAACUUUUAUUAAGCACAGGGAUACUCCCAUUGUCAAAGCCAACAACAGGUUCCUCACCUACACCCUGCUUGUCUCUCUUCAGCUCUGUUUUCUCUCCUCUUUCUUCUUCCUCAGCCAACCUGGCAAAGUGACCUGCCUUCUCCGACAAUCAAUGUUUGGUGUCACUUUCUCUAUGGCCAUUUCUAGUGUUCUUGCAAAAACCAUCACUGUAGUUAUUGCUUUCAUGGCCACUAAACCAGGAUCUCACAUGAGGAAAUGGGUUGGAAAAAAAUUAGCUUUUUGGACUGUUCUUUCUUGCUCUCUAAUCCAAGUAUGGAUUUGUAUUCUUUGGUUGUUCACAUAUCCCCCAUUCCCUGAGUUGGACAUGCAUUCAGAGCGCCAAGAAAUGAUUUUACAAUGCAAUGAGGGAUCAACUUCAUUCUUCUACUGUAUCUUGGGCUACAUGGGUAUCUUGGCCAUUGCCAGCUUAAUGGUGGCUUUUCUUGCCCGUAAAUUACCCAACAGCUUUAAUGAAGCCAAGUUCAUCACCUUCAGCAUGUUGGCCUUUUGCAGUGUGUGGCUCUCCUUCUUUCCAGCCUAUCUGAGCACAAAAGGAAAAGCCAUGGUAGCUGUGGAGGUCUUCUCCAUCUUGGCCUCCAGUGCUGCAUUACUGGGAUGCAUAUUCCUCCCAAAGUGCUACAUCAUUGUUUUGCGGCCUGACCUCAACCGCAGAGAGCAACUCAUAAAGAGGAAUUAG
This is a messenger RNA of Ahaetulla prasina, 2520 nucleotides long. Its product is annotated as vomeronasal type-2 receptor 26-like. The transcript has 6 exons. Bases 1 to 2520 code for a protein of 839 amino acids. Gene Ontology annotation, biological process: G protein-coupled receptor signaling pathway. Lineage: Eukaryota; Metazoa; Chordata; Lepidosauria; Squamata; Colubridae. Gene Ontology annotation, cellular component: membrane. Gene Ontology annotation, molecular function: G protein-coupled receptor activity. The record is from RefSeq and is a predicted model, not a curated record.